Messenger RNA from Gigantopelta aegis, 4115 nucleotides. RefSeq names its product espin-like. The transcript has 12 exons. The coding region runs from base 125 to 2806 and encodes 893 amino acids. Gene Ontology annotation, molecular function: protein binding. NCBI's taxonomy places the organism in Eukaryota, Metazoa, Mollusca, Gastropoda, Neomphalida, Peltospiridae. The record is from RefSeq and is a predicted model, not a curated record.
ACAGGUGGCAGUAAAGGUAAACAUGACUUUUCGACAAUAACGAAAAGGUGCGUCGACUUUUUUUUUUUUAAAGAAAAAGUUGUAACAAAACGAUGCUUAGCAAAAUGACUUAAAAACAAGCAGCAUGGUCCACGACGUUGCACUAGAGGCGUCAAGACGCGGCAGCCUGUCGACACUAAGAUCGCUGGACGACGAAAAGGUGGCGUCGAGCGAAGACGAUCUGGGAGCGAACUGUUUACAUUAUGCGGCCCGAGGAGGUUGUAUCGAGGCACUUGACUAUCUCGUAAACAAGAGGGGAUUUAAUGCCACGAAGCGCAGCAAUGUCGGUGCGACCGCGGCUCAUGAUGCAGCGGCCACUGGCAACCUCCCAGCCCUCCAGUGGAUCUUGGCGAACACGAAAUGUCUGGUGGACAACCAAGACGGAAAUGGUGCGACAGUGUUACACCUGUCGGCCAGGUACGGUCACGCCCAAACGGUGGAAUGGUUGAUUGAGGACACCAGCUGCGAUAUCUCCGUGAAAACUGCGAACUAUGCUUUACCUCUCCACUUCGCUGUUGCAGGAGGGAAUAUUGAGUGCGUCAGAAUUAUUGUCAAGGCAGCACCCAGCUCUGUAAACAUUCAGACAAACACUGGUGUGACUCCUGUGUACUUGGCAAGCCAACAUGGUCAUUUGGAUGUACUCAAGUUCUUGGUUCUGGAAGCCGGAGGGUCGACACGGAUGAAAUCAUUUGAUGGGAUGUCAGUAUUGCACGCCGCAGCACAAAUGAAUCGUCUCGACUGUGUUAAAUGGCUGGUAAAAGAUCAGAAAGUGAAUCCUAAUGACCGUGACUUCGAUGGCGCGACCCCUCUGCACUUCGCCUCAAGCCAGGGACAUGCGGUGGUGGUUGAGUGGUUGUUGAAGCACGGUGGCGCCAUGAUCACCCUUGACAACCUCGGAGGAUCGCCGCUACACAACGCAGCCGAGAUGGGCCAGCAACAGUGUAUUCAGGUCCUCCUAGAAAAUGGCUGUGAUCCUUACCUAAUUGACAACAACGGCUUCACUGCUGCGGAACUUGCCGAGAAGUGCCACCAGGAGGCUAGUGCAGCCCUCAUCAGAGGGGAGAUAACCCUUGACACCUCCAAAUUCUCCACACCACUGCAGGUACCUUGCAACAGUGUGGACAUUUUUGACUCUGUGGCAAGCACCAGCAACAGUUAUUUCCCUUUACAGGAAGUUGGAAAUUUGGAUUCAAAUAGACUGUCCAAUGAGCCGUCUGUGUCUGAUUUGUCAGCUCCACACUCCAGGUCGAACAUUCACUACCUUGAUGGAAAGUUACAAAUAAAAGGAAAACAGAUUGUGGUUGUAGCUGACGUUCAUUCAGAGCGCCACAACUCGGAAUGCAGCGUAUACUCCCAGGAAACUGGUGAAACUGAAUGUCAAGUGUGCUUUAAAUCAUCACAGCAGUCUCAAGAUCAUAUAAAGGAUUUUGCAGCAGCCAUUUUGCAUGGUUCUCACGAAAGUGACCUGUCAUCUGCAGCAUCCACUCUGAGUUCUGUCUCUGUCUCUGCGGCACAAGAACCUGACCCGGAAGUGGACUCUGACCUCAACUUUCUAUUACCAGCACCAUGUGGUGACCAGACAAGACCGCUGGCUGACAUCCGAUCGCAGUUAGAGCAUCUCAGCAAUUCUGUCACUCGAGGAAAGGAAAUACAGAGGAGUUACAUUCACCAAUCAGAAAAGGACAUAAAACAUAACCAGCCAAUCAAAAUGUCUAAUACAAAUGGUAUAAGAAGUGCAUCAAAUCAAGGCAACAAAAUGACUGUCAUACAGAUAAAGGGAAAUAAUGUGAAAAUUAAUGAUAGCUCAGGUGUCCGAGAGAUUACCACGCCUCCUAGUGGUACAGGACGACCGUCGCCAAUAACGGAUAACUCUAAUCAAAUACCGCGAUCAGGAUUGAAUAACUCGAACUCCUCACAAAUGGCACAGUCAGGGGCAGGUAAUGUAAAUAAGUUUGAAAACAGUGGCUCGGGAGCGAGUGUUGUAAAUAGUACAGUGACUGUUAAUGCAUUGUCAAAUGGCCUCUCAAGACUUCAGACAGACUCAAAUUCUACAAGUGAAAACACUGGUUCUAGGUCAUCCUCCGCAGGUCUCUAUGGCAACCAGAAUUCUGAGCAACCAGUCCGGUCUGUGUCACCGAGAAUUGGACCUUCAUGCGUUGGUUCCUCUCCACUAGCCUCACUGCUUGUGUCAACUGCUCCUAGAAGAGUUGCCUCCCCUAAUUCAGAUUCAACUGAAGGUGCGUUGCCAAGCAAUGGGAGACAGGAGCUGAAUGGAUCGUUUUCUUCGUCAAAUUCAUCACCUGAAGUGAGAUCAUCUAGGCUAGCCGAUAACCCUUUCAUGAACCAGAACGGUCACGUGCCUGCCAAGCAUGACAUCAUCGCCGAACUGAAGACCAGCAAAGGAGCAUCGGGUCUGAAGAAGUCCCGCGGUCCAGAGCGGGGGGUCACAAAAGAGGUGUUCUCGUUCGGAGGCAAACGGUCCCAGAAGAGUAGUAACUCCACAGAGGAUAAAAAGCCACCAAAUACCCUGGUUGGAGAGUGGGAUCCAAAACACUUUAUGAGCCAGGUUCCGGAGAAAGACUUGGCGGGCAUGGCUAUACCAGACUGGAGGCGCCACAUGCUGGCCAAACAGGCAGCAGAGAAAGCCAAGAAGGAAUCAGAGGAGAAAAUGAGGAUUGCGUUAGAAGAAGCGCGGUUUGUGAACAUCCCGGCCUGGAAGCGAGCCCUCAUAGAGAAGAAAGAGCAGCAGCAGUCUGGUGCCAAGUAGCAGGCUUCAUCUUGACACCAAUAUAAUAUUAGAGCCAAUACAAAGAAAGAAGCUGAAGUCAAAAUGAUACAAAAUGGAUGUUCUUUAGUUCCUUAAAAACAUUUUUUUGCAAAUGAUGACAAUGUAGUUUACCUGUUUUGUUGUUUAAAUAUUUUCUGAUGUUUACAUCAUUGAAGGUGCUAUCUCAAAGUUCCAUAAUGAUGGUUCCCACCAAAAUUAUUUAGUAACUUUUGCUGUGAAAUUUAAACUUUCAGCUAUAUAGAGGAUUUGUCACCAAUGUUUUAUUAAUAUGGAAAAUAUCAACCAAUUAUGUUAAUCAGUAUUUGUUGAAGCUCUGCCAAGACGAGACAAGGAUGAUAUUUUACAUAUUAAAAAAAAUGACUAGCGAAUUCUUUUUAUCCUAUAACACUUCUAACGUAACAUUUUAAUUUGAUAUUUAGUAAAUCAAAGUUCUGAAGUUGACUCACCGGUAAUUUUAAUACGAUUAGCACAAAUGUAGUUUGAUGUCACGCACAUCAACUGAAUCUCAUCAAAAUGUUAAGUUCAGGUACACAAGUCUGGUUGGCUGUAAACAAAUGACCCAUUGACAGCAAAAUAUUGUUAACCGAGUUAAUACUGGUAAAUAUCAAAUGGGUUUAUGACAUGGAUAUUAUGUGUCAGUUAAAGGAUAAAUAUCCAUAAAACAGUACAACCAAAUAUUUUAAUUUACUAGUUGAAAAGAAAAAUGGAUAAAAAAAUCUUUUGUGGAUGAUUGAAGGAAUUGGAUGCAUUUAGCCGAGGCUAAAACUGUAAGUUUGCUGCCUUUGUGCAACUCGUGGCCAUAUCCAGUCAAUCUGCCAGAUGGUUGAUUCACCAAUUUCAUUAGAUUCGUUAAUAUGUGAUAAAACAUGAAUUUAGUCAUACUGAAUGUGAUUCUUCUUACACGAUGUAUAAUGUAUUAGCACAUUACAGUUUUAAUAUUCGCAAGUUAUUCAUUCAAAGAUUUUGUGUGGGAUCGAUUGUAAUUAUUGUAACAAUAUGAAAUACUGCACCUGUAACUAUGAUAUAGCACCUUUUAGUAUUUGAUUGUUUAUUUUGACAACUUUCAUUUGUGGAAUGAUUUUUUAGACACAGACCCUAGUUAUUAGGUAAUGUAAGAUAGUUCCAGCUGUUAAAGGUUUUUUGUCACUAAAUUAAGUACUUUGUCUGCAAUUUCUUGAUCAGUUUUGGUCAUCCUAGAGUUUUUGGUAUUUCAUGUAAAACAGAAAAGAGUUGUACCUUAGAACUAGGUUUUGUGCCUUUAUGGAUUAAACUAUGUUUUUAUUUUGAA